Messenger RNA from Lemur catta (Ring-tailed lemur), 1847 nucleotides. It is a transcript of the gene MYADM, whose product is annotated as myeloid associated differentiation marker. The transcript has a single exon. Gene Ontology annotation, cellular component: plasma membrane; cell-cell junction. The record is from RefSeq and is a predicted model, not a curated record. Bases 665 to 1633 code for a protein of 322 amino acids. NCBI's taxonomy places the organism in Eukaryota, Metazoa, Chordata, Mammalia, Primates, Lemuridae.
GGAGCUCUGUGACAGGAGGCAGACUGGGAGGUUGGGAGCUCGGAUUGGGCCCCUGAUAAGCACUCAAGAUUGGAAUCUUGGUUGUUUAGAGGCUGGAAAUGUCUAGGUCACUGUUAGGUGGAGGAAGGAAGUUUGUUCACAGGGGCUGGGGUGCAGAGCACUAGAUACCCAAAGGGAGGAAGUUGAGAGAUGGGGUUUUUUAGAGCCUGCAGAAGACAGGCCUCUUGUCCUGACACUAGGGUGAUGUCGGGAGGCAGAAGAGGGAGGAUGCCUUAGACCAGUCUUAAAUGGCUGAGUUGCUGAGCCCCUGGGGUAAGGCGGGGAAGCAGGAAGGAGGGUAUCUGGAGUGGGAAGAAAGAAAUGUAGUUCUGCAGUAGUUAGGCCUCAAGAGAGAGAAGAUAGUUCUCUUGGGAAGCAGAAAAACAGGGGCCUAGACUCCUGGGUUCUGACAAGGGUGAGGGAGGAGUGAGCCUGGAACUGAGGUGACCAAAACGUUCCUACAUGCCCAGCACUGUUCCGGUUUUAAAACUGAAAGCCCCACAUCUUGGGAACUCCCUAGCUAGAGCCCAAAUUAAUCUGUCCCCAGGGGAGAUGAGGGCUUGGGGGGCCUGGAUUCCCGUGUUUGGGACCCUGUGAGGACACUGUCUUUCCCCUUCCCCCAGCCAUGCCAGUGACGGUGACCCGCACAACCAUCACAACCACCAUGUCGUCGUCCUCGGGCCUGGGGUCCCCGACCAUCGUGGGGUCCCCUCGGGCCCUGACCCAACCCCUGGGCCUCCUCCGCCUGCUGCAGCUGCUGUCCACCUGUGUGGCCUUCUCACUGGUGGCCAGCGUGAAUGCCUGGACAGGACCGAUGGGUAACUGGUCCAUGUUCACAUGGUGCUUCUGCUUUGCCAUGACCCUGCUCAUCCUCAUCGUCGAGUUAGGUGGGCUCCAGGCCCGCUUCCCCCUCUCUUGGCGCAACUUCCCCAUCACCUUCGCCUGCUACGCAGCCCUCUUCUGCCUCUCGGCCUCCAUCAUCUACCCCACCACCUACGUCCAGUUCUUGUCUCACGGCCGUUCCCGGGACCACGCCAUCGCCGCCACCUUCUUCUCCUGCAUCGCUUGUGUGGCUUAUGCCACCGAAGUGGCCUGGACCCGGGCGCGGCCCGGCGAGAUCACCGGCUACAUGGCCACCGUGCCAGGGCUGCUCAAGGUGCUGGAGACCUUCGUGGCCUGCAUCAUCUUCGCGUUCAUCAGCAGCCCCCACCUGUACCAGCACCAGCCGGCCCUGGAGUGGUGCGUGGCAGUGUACGCCAUCUGCUUCAUCCUGGCGGCCAUCGCCAUCCUGCUGAACCUGGGGGACUGCACCAACAUGUUGCCCAUCCCCUUCCCCAGUUUCCUGUCAGGACUGGCCCUGCUGUCUGUCCUCUUCUACGCCACCGCCAUGGUCCUCUGGCCCCUCUACCAGUUUGAUGAAAAGUAUGGCGGCCAGCCCCGGCGGGGGAGAGACGUGAGCUGCAGCAACAGACACACCUACUACGUGUGUAACUGGGACCGCCUCCUGGCUGUGGCCAUUUUGACGGCCAUCAACUUGCUGGCGUAUGUGGCCGACUUGGUUUACUCUGCUCGCCUGGUUUUUGUCAAGGUCUAAGACUCUUCCAAGGGGCCUCCGCUUCCCUCUUUCCAACAUCUUCAUUUCUCUCACCCGGGGUUUUCUUUACUUAGUUCUUAUUGCCUUUUAAUAUCUCCUCUCCCUCCUGCCCUUUUUCUUUCCUUCCUGAUCCCUCAUCACUCUUUCCCAUUUCUUUGACUCCUUUUGCCCCUUUCCUCUUGCUCUGUUUCCCCUCUUUCCUGUUUUGUUUUGU